AUGAUCGUGAACGAGGAGGGUCCUGUGCCGGUCAGACUGGUGAACGGGAACAACAUGUGCUCCGGGAGAGUCGAGGUGUUGCACAACUCCACUUGGGGAAGUGUGUGUGGGGAUCACUGGGGUACGGAGGAGGCCAAUGUCGUCUGCAGACUGUUGAACUGUGGAGUGGCCACGUCAGCGACAGGGAACGCAAACUUCGGACAGGGGACUGGGCCGGUCUGGCUGUCUGACGUGAGGUGUAAUGGGACAGAGGCCGCCCUCGAUCAGUGCCCGGCAAAGCCGUAUGGAAACAACAACUGUCACCACAGUCAGGACGCCAGCGUUACCUGCUCAGGUCCUGUGCCGAUCAGAUUGACCGAUGGUCUCAACAUGUGCUCCGGGAGAGUCGAGGUGCUCCACAACUCCACUUGGGGAAGCGUGUGUGGGGAUCACUGGGGUACGGAGGAGGCCAAUGUCGUCUGCAGACUGUUGAACUGUGGAGAGGCCACGUCAGCGACAGGGAACGCCACCUUCGGACAGGGGACUGGGCCGGUCUGGCUGUCUGACGUGAGGUGUGAGGGAUCAGAGGCCGCCCUCGAUCAGUGCCCGGCAAAACCGUAUGGAAACAACAACUGUAGCCACAGUCAGGACGCCAGCGUUACCUGCUCAGGUCCUGUGCCGGUCAGACUGGUGAACGGCAACAACAUGUGCUCCGGGAGAGUCGAGGUGUUGCACAACUCCACUUGGGGAAGUGUGUGUGGGGAUCACUGGGGUACGGAGGAGGCCAAUGUCGUCUGCAGACUGUUGAACUGUGGAAAUGGCACGUCAGCCAUAGGGAACGCCACCUUCGGACAGGGGACUGGGCCGGUCUGGCUGUCUGACGUGAGGUGUGAGGGCGCAGAGACUGCCCUCGAUCUGUGCCCGGCAAAACCGUACGGAAAUACUACCUGUGGCCACAGUCAGGACAUUGGCGUUGCCUGCACAGGGCCACAUCCUAUGCGACUGGUGGAUGGAGACACCAUGUGUUCUGGGAGAGUCGAGGUCUUUCACAACUCUGUCUGGGGAAGAGUCUGCGGCGACGACUGGGAUAUAGCGGACGCUCGGGUUGUGUGUCGACAGAUGAGCUGUGGCAACGCCAUGUCAACAGGUGGAGGGUUUUCCCUUGGCCGGGGGAAAGGACAAACCUGGCUGGAUAAGGUCAAGUGCUCUGGGGAUGAGAAGUUCCUGGAUCAAUGCCGAUCUCAGCCAUGGGGACACAGUAACUGUGUGCUGGGUACGGACGCUGCUGUGGUUUGCUCAGGUCCUGUGCCGGUCAGACUUGUGAACGGGAAGAACAGGUGCUCUGGGAGAGUUGAGAUAUUCCACAACUCCACUUGGAAAUCUGUGUGCGGAGAUGUCUGGGAUUCCAAUGCUGCCAGCAUCGUCUGCAGACAGUUGAUGUGUGGGACCAUCCUGUCUAUCUCAACCUUGGCCAAAUUUGGAGAG
Messenger RNA from Callorhinchus milii (elephant shark), 1464 nucleotides. RefSeq names its product deleted in malignant brain tumors 1 protein-like. NCBI's taxonomy places the organism in Eukaryota, Metazoa, Chordata, Chondrichthyes, Chimaeriformes, Callorhinchidae. The record is from RefSeq and is a predicted model, not a curated record. Gene Ontology annotation, cellular component: membrane. The annotation marks the transcript as partial. The transcript is spliced from 6 exons.